Molecule: messenger RNA, 7542 nt
Organism: Cloeon dipterum
Lineage: Eukaryota; Metazoa; Arthropoda; Insecta; Ephemeroptera; Baetidae
Gene: Epg5
Product: ectopic P-granules autophagy protein 5
Exons: 25
Coding region: 123-7430 (2435 amino acids)
Biological process (GO): autophagosome maturation
Cellular component (GO): cytoplasm
Source: RefSeq, a predicted model, not a curated record
AGCGACGUCGUCCUUGGCUGAGGACCAAUCAGAACAAAUCAACACAGCUGUAAAGCAUGUGACCAUUGAUGGCGAAGUUUGUUGAAGGUUUCGGUGUUAUUUUCUAGUAAGUUGUUGGAGCUAUGGAGAGAACUAAGGAGAGGAGCCGUUCUAAAAAGGCAAGGAAAGCGUCAAGAGAGGAUGAGGAUGAAAUUGGAGAGCCCUCUGAGCCCAAUUUUGAACCGGUCCUUACGCCAGAGAUUGCUGAACUGCUGAGAAAAGAGGUGGAAAGAAAUGGGUCUGCUACUGAUUCCUCUCAAGAGCAGACCAGCAGCCCUGAAGAGGAACCCGUGGUCACGGCCCCAACAGAAAUUGAGCAGUCUGUUGAAGAAGCAUCGGUGGUUACAGAAGAGGAGGAAAAAACGACCGAAGUCGUUUCCAGCUUCCAUGACUUGUCUCUCAGCACAGAAGAAAUCAAGACUUUUGAUUCGCACGUCACAAUGCAUGUGAGAGCAAGUGCUCCAAUGUCACUCUAUCCAUCCUUGCCAAUGGAGCAGGAUCUGCUUUUCCCUGAACCAACAGCUCCAGAAGCCCCACCAGAGCCUUUUCUUAACGACGAACUGCUCAAGGAGGUCGUCCCUCUAAAUGAAGCUCAACUCUCUGCUCUCUAUUUCAACCAUGAGAUUGCCAUGACACAGGAGUUUGUAGCUGAAUUUCACGAGACACAAAAAGGACUGCAGUCUCAUCCCUUGUAUGAUCUCUUAUCGUCUUACCUGCAAAUGAGGACCAGGUUGCUGAGUGGUCAAAUGGAAUUGGAGCAGUUGACGAGCGAGGCCAAGGCCAAACAGGAAACCAUCUGGACCCCUGGGGAGGCUAUUGUAACUGAAAAGGGAAAGUGCAUGGAUGGCGUCUCAGUGUCAGUUUCGCACACCUUCCCCACUGCGGAUAUGAACCAGGAAGAGUUAGGCGUCUUGAACAGGAACUUGUCCUCCAUCAGGGGUUUAUUAAAUGAAAGUCUCAGUCUAUUUGCGUACCGAGCAGAAGUUCUUCGUCUUCAGGUGGAACAGUUGUUGCAAGAGAUGCUGAUUUUGUAUGCAAAUGUGCCUCAAAGUACUCCUGUGCAGCUGCUGCCUCCUCGGCCGCCUGCAACUGCUUUGUGGAAUGUGAUUUCAAUCCUUUUUCACUUCAGCAAGAAACACAUCAAAGACAAAAUAUUUAUCGAGAAUGUAAGAGGAUGGUUGUUAAGGCUGGGUGCCACUCUGCUCCGCGUUGCAACAGCCAAAGAUCACAUUUUUCUGUUGCUGCACGUCAUUACAAGUCCCCCUGGCGUGACUCAAUGGGCCACUCCUCUGAUCCAGGUUCCAUUGUGGAACGUCAUUGAAUCCUAUCCGAGCACAAACUCAGCCUUGUUGGACCACGCUGUGGCUAUGAUUUCACUAUUGAUGAAUCCUCCGGUGGAGGUUGAAAAGCCCUAUGAACACAAUAGCUGGGUCCUGCUGGACGACGAAGGCGAGGAAGAAAUUCAGUCCGGCCUGGCAGAGAACGACCUGGUGGCACUGCUCAACCAGGUGCCAAUUGACGGUAUCUUCAGACACGUCCUUGGCAUCCAAAGAAGAGAAAGCAACGAGAUAUACAUUCCUGAGAGUGCUUCUGAGAGCAGCUUAUUGCGACUUCUGGCGUUUGCAUCGUCACUAGUUCUUCUUCUGGGGAAUGGCCUCCAGACUUACAACUCAAACAAAUACAAGCAAUUCGCCAAACGGCUGAGUCGCUUGGUUAGACACACGGUUCAGUAUGUCUCAGAUGUUUGGGAGAUCUUCAGAGUGGGUGCCAGCCAACGAGGACAUGACCCAAUCAUGCUGGCUAGACUCCAGGUGGAAUAUGACAAUCUCCUUCUAAGAGCCACGCAGUGCAUAUUUUCGUCCCAGAAACUCGGCGCUUGGCAGUUUUUGGCUAUAAUUCCUUACAACGUUACUUCGUGUCAAGUAUUGUGGCAGCUAUUUUGCUUGCUUCACCACGAAUACCAGCAGGAAAUGUCUGGUAGCAACUACCAAAGAGAUUGGAAAAAGGAGCUGUCGCAAACAAAUGAAGAAUUUGAGUCUAAACUAAGCACUAUGCCCGAAGCAGAGGUUUACUUUCUCCUCAACACUUUUGCCAACAUGGCGAUGGCUCGUGGACCAGAAGACAUAGAUUUUGUGUUGGAAGUGACGCUAGAUUUGUUUCGAGUUGGAUUUUCCAGUAGGAAAACACAAGACAUCUGUAGUAAGACUUGUCGAAGUUUGCUAUCCAAUUUAGCUGAAAAGUACCCCUAUUUGAUGUCAAAACUAUUGGGCGCUUUGAAGGAAGACCUGGAGAGUGUCGGCAAGCUAAGCAUAUACUUGGUGAAAGAGCUGCCAAUGAAAUUGUGGCGGCCUGAUGAAGAGGACUUAAAAAUACUUGCAGAGUGGCUGCUCUGCAACCCCAGCACUCUGCAGAGCUUAGUCGCACGCUCAAUUCUUGGAUCUCUAGACUGGAGUUCUCUAGAAUGGCAACUGCAACUUGACGUUGCUCUCCUUGUGGUUGAUACUUGUUUGCGCCACGCACCCGAAAAGUCUGGCCCUGUUAGUCCUGGAACUGUAGCAGAAGGUGUUUCGUCGCUCGCUGCAAUGGUUCGCAGCCAGUCUUCGCCAGAGCAGAGUUUGAUUUCCUGGUCGUGGGGGUUGAUUUCGCGCUUGAGACUGCACACCAACGACAGUAGGAAUCUAAAGGCUGACGUGAUGAACAUGGUGACAGACGUGGAGGACACCGAGGUCCUGUUAAAAGGAGUGAAAGAGAAAGAGCCAAUAGCCUGCUUUGUCACUUUGCUGGCCACAACUUGGGGGCACAGUAUCCCGCUGAUUUGCUCCAAAGGAUUCCCACUGUUGUCCACUCUCCUCUCCCACGCAAAGUAUGACGCGGUCUGUGAAUCCCUCAACUUCAUCAUGCCUCUCUUCAUGCCGUGCGUCGAUUCACUGACCAGCAACAAAGACUUCACUUCGGUCUUUCUGACGCUGAUUACUGCUGAUCGAGGCUACAUGAAAAUGGCUAAAAGUUUGCUCAUAACGGAGUCUCCAGGGCCCGUCCUAAAACAGGUUGCCAACAUGAUUCAAGCACAGUUCUUAAACUUUGACAGGUAUCACCUUGAAUCACCCCAUGCACUCUCUGAGUUAUGGCUGUCGGUUCUCUUCGGCUAUCCAGAGUGGGCAAAAGAUUCAUCCAUCAUUCACCUGCUUGAUAUCACUCUGAAAGAAUCAUUUCCUCACCAUUACGCCAGAGAUGUGGCUACCAAUAAAAUUCGGGACAUCAUCCGACAAGGGAUAAUGAAGCAAGGAAAUGCCUUAUCAUCUAUCAUAAGCUGGGUGUCCAUGAACUCUGGAACAAAUUCCCUCUUAGGCAGAGUUUCCUGUCCAGAGGCGCCCUGGCUAGCUUUGUUUGUGAUUGAAACGGAGCAAGAAGAGUUUGAGAUUAGUAAUGGACUCUGGAGGCAAUUUGUUGUGGAGCUUGCUGAUUUGAAUAAAACUAAUCUUGACCAAGCCAUGAAAAAAGCUUCUAGCACCCUAAAAGUGGCGCCGAUUCCUACUUCUUACCUAGCCAUUUAUAGAUGGGCUCAACAGGCCCUGGACACUUCUCUUGAUCACCCACUGUUGCCAAUCUUUUGGCAAAAGUUUUUUACACUUUACCUAAUGAGAGUUCCACGCAGCGAAAUCAACUCAGUAGAUCGUGGAUCAGUGGGCUUAAAGUUUUUUGAGGGAAUGGUUAACACAAAUUACUUGAAAAGACUGAAAAGAAGACUGGUUGAUGCAGCUGAGCUCUAUGAAACGAGAGCCACCGACCCGGGUUUUACAGGCGAAGGAGCUGAGGAGGAAGGUGGAGAGAGGAGACUUCUGCAUGGGCAAACCGCAAAAUUGCUGAAAACAUUCAGCUUUUGGAUGGACGAGACCAUUCUGCAUGAACCGAAUUUGUAUUUGCCUGCUUUACCUGCACAAUAUGAUCCAAACAAACUGGGAAAACUACUCUAUGGAGACAUGAACAAUUGGCUGGAGUUCUUGGAUGUUGAAGAGAUUCAAGAAAAAAGGAGAGAGGCAGUAAGAGACUGGAACACCCAGCACAUAAGGAUCAUUGACUUUAAAAAUUCAUUCAAGAACGAGGAUAGUUCUUCUGCAUUAUCAAGAAUGCUGAGUCGACUUCACACUUACGAACGGCCAGUUGCUGCUCCUGCGCUUAGGAUUUUCAAAAACGUUGUGCCAUUCCUUCCACGAGAGGAACUCCUCAAUGCUGCAGUAACGUUAUCAAGUUUGGAAAGCAAUUUCAAACCCCUCUUUGAAUUCGCACUGGCCCACGCAUUGCACACAUCAGAGUUGGCCGCUUUGGACUGCACCCUACUGGAACAGAUUUCUAUCCUGUAUAAAGAGAUUGACGUCCAGGUGCCUCUUGUUAAGUGGUGUGACCCAGCUGCAAGGAAGAAGUCUGGAGCCAAGGAAUGUGCUGGUGCAUUUCGAAGGACCCUUCAGAUUCGUGAGUGGAGAGCCAACUCGAGCGCAAAGCACCAAAUUGGAGAGAAUAGGAAGGAUCACCAGAGCCUGAUUUCCAAAAGCCUCCAGCCUCCGCCCCAAAAAGUCUGCCAUUCCGCUGUGUAUUUAGAAAAUCUGGUCAACAAGCUAGUGUCAGAGCGAGGAUUCGACGAAACAGGUGUUGCUGUCUUUUACUACCUGGUCGCACGAUACACAGAAGAAACCUCUUUCUACCCACCAACCAAACAACUGCUCUCUUCCUGCCUGGAACAGUUAGGCCAAGUGUUCAUCAGCAGGUCUGAGAGUGAGUGCGAAAAGCUGCUGAACAAAAUUCUGUCAGCCCCACACCUCACUGGUCUCCUCAGUCCACAUUUUUCGCCGCACCUGGCCCCGACACCCACAUUUUUGUCCAUGUACGCCAAAGUUGUUGGUGCCUCAAACCCCGACAUGUGCUUUGCAAUCCUUUCAAAAUUUGAUGUGACGCAGUGGCUUGUCAAGAGUAGACCAAGACUUAAGGAAAUAUCUGAAUUCAUUCAAAGCCUUGGACAAGCUCUCAUCAUCUCUGGCAAAGAGCCCCAGGAAGAUCGUCUCAUUCUCCAUGAGACGUAUUUGUCUCACCUUCAAAAGAUCUUGAUGCACAACUUUCCUGAACAUUAUGGAGAAAUUCUUAAUCUUGUGCUCAAACUCUCUGAUGCACAAACUUUAUCACUGGAUGUUUGGUGGUCUGUCCUUGAUGCUCUAACGCCAAAUGAUCUGCACAAGUUGAGGCAAGGGGGUGGACUGAAAGACCAAUUACGAAUUUACGCUACUCAGCAACGACUGCUUGAUUUUAAAGUGAUAUGUGAAACAGCUGCAUUGCUUGCCGAUUAUUUCAAGAGAGAGCGGUUGCAGUAUGGCUUGCAUGGCGUGUACCCAAAAUACAGAACAUAUGUCAAUCCACUCAGCGUAUUUUUCUCGAUGGUUGGGCACACCCUUGUGAUCGGCACUCUGAACCAGGCGCGAGGCGCACUUGGAGACUCGCUGUCGGAGCAGCUGUGGCCCAUUCUGCACGACCUGUUCGCACCUUGGGUUCUUCCCUGGGCCGGUCACCGACAGCAAACGGCCGCCUGGAUCCAGCAGUUCACCGACGAUAAAACAGUGCUCCUGCCCUGGACCGCUCAAGACGCACCUGUUGCCAAAAUAAUGUGUGACUCCUACGUUGAAAUCCUAAGCUUCCUGCUUGACACUCUUCCUGCCUCGACCAACACGCUUUGCUUCGUAUUUCAACUGUACGCUCUCAACUAUGCAGACGUGUCUGAACACGUUCUCUCAGUCAUUCACCACAGCUUUCUGGCUCUGCCCUGGGAUCGGUUUUGGCCGAGGGUCAUAGAUGUGGAAGCAAUGACCAAGCUGUCCGACCAGUAUUUGCCCCAGAACCACCUUUUCCUUGGUGCGGUGUUUAUCCAGGUGCCGUGGCUGGUGUGGAUCCAGAAGUUUCCCAGCGACAAAAAUCACCUGCAUCUGAUGAGUUUGCUGGUGAAGCUGUCAUCCGAGCCCAGUGUCAAGCAGAAUCCAAAAGUUGUUGUCCUGAUCAACGACUGCAGUCAACAACUAUCCUGGCAUUUGGUCGACUCUGGCAGCUAUGACCAAGUGCUGAACUGGUUCGUCAUGAGCUCAGACGCCAGGGUUGUGUUGCCUGGCCACCCUGAGCUGCAUCCUGUAGAUGUGGCCGUGUUUCAUCUACUCCAGGAAAUAUCUGGAUUUACAACUCAUACUAAGUAUUUUCAUUCCACGACCGUUCGCAAAAGGCUUGCUUUCAUGAGAGCUUGCGCGAAAUUGCUAAACUCUUGCUCAACACGUUUCAAAGCACUGAUUUCUAAAAAUCCUGAAGCGUUUGUAAAAGCUCUUCACAAACUCUUGGACCAAACUGAAGACAUCAUAUCGCAAACUGUGCCACUUGGCCAGCAAAUCUCUGAAAGUGGUCUUCUAGUAGGCGAGCUAUUAAGUGGCACUCUCAACAGCGCUACACUGAGCGAGGUUUUGGUCAAGGGUCUCAAGCAAUGGCUAUCCACGCACACUGGAGGCAGUUUAGUGGUCCUUGGUCUGCUCAAAGCCGCGACUAUCAGCGUGUCAGAUCAGAAAACAUUGGGCACUAUUAUGGAAAGCACCCUUGAGUCAUUUUUCAGAGACCAUUCAGUGCCAAACACAAACUGGGCUAGAGCAGUUUCCAUUCUGCAGCCAGCAGUGCCGUCACAAGGAGGAAAAGAGCCACUAGAACAUUUUUUGGUCAACGAAGGCCAGAUUUUUAGUAUUUACGCUCUCCACCUGAAACUAGGACAGCAGGAACACUCAUUCACAGAGUUGAUCACAUUGCUUCCAGCAAUCAAGAUCAGUGAAGAAACUGAGCAGAAGAUUCCCCUCCUGUGGAACGCGGUUUUGCUUCUUAUCCAAAGCGGCACACAACAUGAGAAACUGCCUGACAAGCUUGUCAAACACGUUCUUGCGUUUUGCGUGCACCUGGCGAAUGUUGGGGAAGACAAGGGAUGGGACCUGCUCGGAGCCAUCGGACUGAGGAAACAGACGCAGGCGUCAGUCAGACUGCGCAUUUUGGCCAGGUUCACUGCAGCCCUUGUUUUUGCCCAGUUCCCUAAGCUGGGCGAAGAAUACAAAUGCAGACAUGAGUCGACAUCACCUGGCGCCUUAGGCAACCUGAGUUCGUCUUCAUUGAGCUUGCAAGAUGACACUGCCUAUAGUCCAACAGCUCAAACGCUGCAAGCAGUUGCCUCACUGGAGUCGAUGUCGCAAGCAAAGCUGAACCCACCUGAAUUAAAAGAAGUUGUGAGCGAUGCCAUCAACAAGAUAAGGGAUCAAAACACUAGCCUUGAAAAUAUUGAGGUUAUCUUUGCUGAUAUAGCUCGGCAACUCUAUAAAACCAUCAUUUUGUGAUAUCGAUUUUGAUUUUUACUGAAUUGAUUAUUGAUAGCGAAAGAGAAUUAAAAUUGUGUUACGCUGUAUUCUAUCUUUUAAUGACUUAAAUAAAGAGUAGAGUAACAUUUAA